UACACCUGGUGACAGGUAAGCUGAUACCUCACCAUCCCAGUAACAUGCUCUCGAAGGAGACUUCGACCGAGUACGAGGGACCUGACUAUCCGUCUCCGUUGAUUGACAAAUUCAUGUUGGAAGUGCAAACCAAAGAGAUCGUGCGCGUUCUCCAAAUGACACUCGGAUACGGCAUCACGGGGCAUAGUAGGGAGAAGCAGUUUGUCAUCAUGCAAGGCGCAUCAAAUUCUGGCAAGUCGAAGCUUGUUGCGAUGCUUUCAGCCGCGAUUGGUCUAUACGGCGUCACCAUGGAUCGCGAUUGCGUCAUUGGGGCCGGCUCUCGAUCGGAAGGCGCCGCAACGCCACAUCUUCUACAGCUGGAGGGCGCGCACAUAGCCAUCAUGGAGGAGACGGACGAAAGGCCGUACAAUGCUGCCAACCUCAAGUCCAUUGCUUCUGGAGAUGGAGCCAUGACGGUACGGGGGCUUCACAUGAAGCCUGUCGAGGUGACGAUGCGUUGCCUGCCAAUCGUCUGCACAAACAUCCUUCCCAGAUUCGAUACGAAAGACUCAGGAACGCUGAAGAAACUUCGGAUUUUCCCCUUCACGCGGGAAUUUGUGGAGAAUCCCCGGCCGAAUACAAACGAACGGCUCAUUGAUCCGGAUCUGGCGGAGAAGAUCAAAAGUCCGGAGUGGAAGAAGCAAAUGCUUGCUUGGCUUGUGAGAGGAAGCAUGGCGUGGUAUGCGAGAGGCAGCCUUCCGCUCGUAGAGAAGCUGCCUCAAGAUAUGCAGAAGGCGCUCGAAGGUUAUGUUGAAGCCAACGAUCACUUCAACAACUUUGUUGCAGACCAUUGUAUUCUUGAUGAGCGCAAGGCGUGCCAUGUGGACGUCUUGAAACAGGCAUACGAGAACUAUAUUGGUAGACGCGAUCGUCCCAUGAUCGUGACGGAGUUCAAGGUGCUCAUGCAAGGUCUGAAGGGCGUCACAUAUGAGAAACAGAUCAAGUUGGAACGUAGGAACAAUACCGGGUAUAGAGGCAUAUAUUUACGUCCUGUCUUUCCCGAGUCCGACGAAGGUUACACGUCCGCAUCUGAUGAUAGUUCACCGAAGUGA
Klebsormidium nitens is the source of this 1091-nucleotide messenger RNA. Lineage: Eukaryota; Viridiplantae; Streptophyta; Klebsormidiophyceae; Klebsormidiales; Klebsormidiaceae. The record is from the annotation of a GenBank genome assembly.